UGGAAAUUUCGAUUACGUUGACUUUUCUUGGCUGGGAAAAACAAGUCCAAAUCUUUGAACUAGUUCCAUGAAUUCCUCUCACUCUCGCUAAUGGAAGCCCUGCUCUGCGAGAAGCUCGGAGAUCCGGUGGUGCCGAUCACCUCGCCGGCGUCGCCGAUCACCUUGGCGAAGACCCACCCUAUCCCUUCCCUCACCUCGCCGACCUCCGUCCGUGUCCGAGUCCAUGCGACAAGCUUGAACUAUGCAAACUACCUCCAGAUACUUGGGAAGUACCAGGAGAAGCCCCCGCUUCCUUUCAUCCCUGGCUCGGAUUAUUCUGGUGUUGUUGAAACCGUCGGAGAAGCGGUCUCGCGAUUCAAGGUCGGUGAUCGUGUCUGCUCCGUCGCCGGUCUCGGAUCGUUCGCUGAGUUUAUUGUUGAUGAUGAGAAGGAUCUACUUCUAGUGCCUGAAGGAUGUGAUUUGCUUGCUGCUGGUGCACUUCCUGUUGCAUUUGGUACUUCUCAUGUAGCCCUUGUUCAUAGAGCGCAACUCAAAGUUGGUCAGGUUUUGCUUGUUCUUGGUGCAGCAGGAGGUGUCGGUCUCUCAGCUGUGCAGAUAGGAAAAGUUUGCGGAGCAGUGGUCAUAGCUGCUGCUAGGGGAGCUGAGAAAGUGCAGCUUCUGGAGUCAUUAGGAGUUGAUCAUGUUGUUGAUUUGAGCAAGGGAAAUGUCAUAGAAAGUGUAAAGAAAUUCCUGAAGAUGAGAAAUCUCAAAGGAGUAGAUGUCCUAUAUGAUCCAGUAGGCGGGAAGCUCACAAAAGAAAGUCUCAAGCUUCUCAAUUGGGGAGCAAGUAUUCUAGUCAUCGGGUUUGCAAGUGGUGAAGUUCCAGUGAUCCCGGCAAAUAUUGCCCUUGUCAAGAAUUGGACUAUUCAUGGACUGUAUUGGGGUAGUCACAAAAUCCAUCAGCCUCAUGUUCUGGAGGAUUCUCUUAAAGAGCUGCUCUCUUGGCUAUCGAAAGGCUUGAUUAAAGUUCACAUAUCUCAUAAGUAUAGUCUUCAUGAGGCGAAUCUUGCUUUUACCGCAAUUAAAGAAAGGAAAGCAAUAGGAAAAGUUAUGAUUGUCGUCGAGAAAUCCUCUGGAGCAAGAGCAAAACUCUAAUCUCUGAAUCUUGAAUAAGUGGCAGUUAUUCCUCAAGUGUUCUCUUGUAAUAUUAAUAUAUUAUGAAACACUGAAAUAGUUGAAAUAAGAUAUCUGUUCUAAUUAUCUGACAAUGCUGCCAUUCUUCUUAA
Dioscorea cayenensis subsp. rotundata (Guinea yam) is the source of this 1265-nucleotide messenger RNA. Its product is annotated as quinone oxidoreductase-like protein 2 homolog. The transcript has 6 exons. Lineage: Eukaryota; Viridiplantae; Streptophyta; Magnoliopsida; Dioscoreales; Dioscoreaceae. The record is from RefSeq and is a predicted model, not a curated record. Gene Ontology annotation, molecular function: oxidoreductase activity; zinc ion binding. The coding region runs from base 91 to 1134 and encodes 347 amino acids.